This is a messenger RNA of Trypanosoma grayi, 504 nucleotides long. RefSeq lists its product as hypothetical. The record is from RefSeq and is a predicted model, not a curated record. Lineage: Eukaryota; Euglenozoa; Kinetoplastea; Trypanosomatida; Trypanosomatidae. The transcript has a single exon. The coding region runs from base 1 to 504 and encodes 167 amino acids.
AUGGUCACCGUAACGCUGAUCUCAUCCACCUCCUCGGACAUCACCUGCAAACUCAUCUCGUGGCAUUGGGCAGACACCGUCGUGUGGAUUUCCUCCUCCAUCUCAGUGGAAAAUGGGGAAGCCGCUGUCGCUGUUGCUCCUGCUGUUCCUGCUGCAGGCGUCACAAAGGAAACAGAAAGUGGAGAGGCAAGCCCCGCCCCUUGCUGCAGCCUACUGUGGGCAGUGGGGGACAACAAUGUGUUCUUGCCCGGCACUGUGGCGGUCGCGUCUGUGCUGGUCCUGCCACGCCUCCUCGGCUGUCUCGACGCCGCAACGAGUACGCCGUCGUGGUACACCCGCUUUUCCACCACGCAGGAGUCUGUCAUAAAAAGCGCGGCGUUGAGGCCGAAGCUGGCGAAGGAGCUCACGGAGUACAUGCCAGGAAUCAAAAUGGUACCAUUCGUAAUAGUCAGUUGGCAGUUGUCAUCGAGAACAAUCAGCGCACCAGGGGCUCCAGAGAGAUAA